UCUCGACUGGUCAAUGGGAACAUCACUCAGUCGUGGUGUUUACUGAUUGGUCAGACAAUUCUGGGGCGAAGUAUCAAUAUUCCGCUGAGUCACUUUAGUGUUGUCUGUGAACUUUCAGCGGACUCGUGGCGCAGCUCCUCUUUUCCACAAAGCUCACAGCGGACUGUUGUUUACACCUCCAAACCCAGAACAAAGUAUGAUAAGAAACAGAUUCCAGAUGGAAGAGGCAGAUAAAGUUUCCUCCACUUCAGCUGAUGAGAGUCCUUUUGAGCCGCUCACGAAUGAAGUCGCCACCGUCAGUCAAACACAAUCAGUGGAGGCGAGGGAAACCAUGCAUCACGCGGAGGAUUUACCUCAUGAGAUAAAAGAGGAAAACAUUACAACACAGACAGCUGAAGAAAACAUUACUCCAAACGAAUUAACCAUUACUCCACGGACAGCUGAAAUCACUGAGACUCCACAGAUAUCUGAGGAAACCAUUGAUCCAUCUGCCACCGAAGAACCCCCUCAGACAACCGAAAUAACGAAUGCUCCACAGGCAGCAGUGGAAACCAUCACUCCAGAGACCACAGAAGUAGUAACAUCUACUUCACAGAUAUCUGAGGAAACUAUUACCCCACAGCCAACAGGAGAAACCAUCACUUCAGAGCUGAAAGAAGUGGAAAAUGUCGCUCCAGAGAGAGCAGAAAUAACACCUUCACAGAUACAUGAAGAAAGCAUCACCCCAGCUGAAGUAACAUCUCCUCAGGCAGCAGCAGAAGUGAGCUCAGCUGCUGUGAGUGUUAUUUGUCCAGCAGUGGAGGUGAGCAGCUCGACUGAUGUUCACACGCUUCAUACAGACACUGAUCUCACAUCUGAAGACAUUCAGAAACCUUCACAGUCUCUUGAUCCGUCAUCAUAUGAACCUGCCACUCCUGCUCUCUUUCACCAUCAGUUUUUAUCAGACCUUGGGCUUCCUCCACCCGUAGCUUCACAGGCCAGCGCUUGUCCUACUAUGGAUUCAUUCAGCAAGGAUGCAGCAGGAUUCAACCCAGAUGUGCUGAACCAGUCAGAUGAUGACUUCAUGUUUGAAAUAAAAAAGAGUCCUUUUCAGGCAUUUUCACCUGGUAAUGAUGCCAGCGAUAGCCUCGAGGAAGCUUUAGCUGCUAGAAGAUCUGUGGAGGUGUUGGAUAGUCCAUCUCCAGACUUGGUUCAGGAUGCCUAUAAUGGAGAUGAAGAUAGCAUGGAGCCACAGGAAAUCCUAUGGGAUUUUGGUUCUGCCACAGUAGUUUCCCAUUCAUUUGUGCAGCAACUUGCUUCAUCUGACCUUUUUUCUAAUGUGAACAAAGAGUCUGACAACCGGCCGAUGUCUCUCCCAGAUAUCCUGAAAUCUUCACCGCUUAACCCUGACAAGAUGGACUCGGGGUCUUCAGAAGAAAGUCCUGAUUUUAGCCCAGUUCACAGAAGUAAGAAUGAAUCCCCAAAUCCCCCAUUCUCUGCACCUGCAAGCAAUCCAUUUGGAUUUGACUCCAAGAUUUUACUGCUGAAGGAGAUGGCUGAAGAGACGGAGACAAGAGCUGAAGAAAAGGCAAAGCUGAAAGUGGAGAACAUUUCGGAGCAAAGUUUUGUUGCUUUUGAUCUUGUUAAGGAGAUGGAUGUGCCUCAAAAGAGUGGGGUCCUACUGAAGAACAAAGAUGAUGGUGAGAUGUCAAGCCAGACUUUUGUUCAAGCGGUGGACAAAUUUGAAUGUCUUAACUUUCCACCUGAAAAGGCUCAACAACACUCAGAUUCUGAGAGUCCUUCUGCAGAUUCGUUCUCUCCAGUGCUUGAUGCAAUGGCAAAAAACCCUUCAAGUUUCCCCAUAGAGCAAGAAAGCCGGAGUGUCAGGGAGGAGAUUGAAGCCAUAGAUGAGGUUUCGGAGCAAGAGUUCUCAUCUGAAGAGUUUGAGUUUGUGGAAAGGCCACCGCGAGGCACCACUAAUGAAUUGUUGGAAAUGCCGGAGAGUUCAGCCAUCAUGAAACCAUCAGAAAUGCUGGUGAAAGACCAGUCGCCAAAAGUGGAUCCUCAGGUUAUAGAUCAAAAACCUGCAGCUCAAGAUGCAAACAAUCAAAGCUCUUACCACCUUCUCACCCAGCUGUCAGAGAAAUCCUCCGCUGUGAGUGGAAAUGCCGGCCUGGAAUUGGAUUUGCAAGAAAUGUCUGCAGCUCCUCUAAUCCAUUCUCCUAUGGACACAAUUGGGGCAGAGAAGAAGGAAACUAGAGUUGGAAACAUGAGAGCAGCAGCAGUGCUGGAGCUGGUGUAUUGGCGUGAUGUGAGGUCGAGCACUGUGGUGUUGGGCUGCAGUCUCCUCAUCCUCCUCUCUCUCAACACGCUCAGCAUCAUCAGCGUGCUGUCUUACCUGUCUCUGGCUCUGCUGUCCAUCACAGUGUCAAUCAGGAUCUAUAAGGGAAUCCUGCUGGCCAUCCAGAAAUCUAAUGAUGGACAUCCAUUCAAACAGUACCUGGAGCAGGAUGUGGCUUUGUCAAAUGGUCUCGUGCAGAAGUACAGUGAUGUGACUCUUAGUCGAAUCAACAGUGGAAUAAUUGAGCUGCGCCGUCUGUUCCUGGUGGAGGAUCUGGUCGACUCUCUGAAGUUUGCAGUGCUCUUGUGGAUCCUCACGUAUGUUGGUGCCUUGUUUAAUGGACUCACUCUUCUCAUUUUUGGUCUGCUUGGAGCUUUCAGUUGCCCAAUAAUCUAUGAAAAACAUCAGACUCAGAUUGAACAAUACUGGUCCAUGGUGAAGAAUCAGCUGAAGGAAGGGUUAGAGAAGAUUCAAGCUAAAGUUCCUGGGAUGAAGAAGAAGUCUGAGUGAUGGCAGAGGAGCUGUAAGGAGAUUGUCUGGAGCACAUUUGCUGUCAUGUUCUUCAGCUCUAUUUGUUUCUUUAUAUGACCACAUUAUCUUGAAGUAGUGCUGGUCGAUGCUGAUCAACACUAUCAAUAUGUCUGCAUUUUUAAUGAGGGAAAGUUGUAUGUACCAUUCUUGGCUAUAUUUGAUAUUUUAGUUCAUAUGAUUUUACUGAUCGAUUGAUUGACUGAAGAGAUUCUCUAUAGUACUUCAUACUCUGUAAUCUUUCCUAGACAAGAGUAGAUAUGAAGAGUUUAUUUCACCUCACUGCAGGAACAUUUCUGGAUGAACACAUUUACACGUAGCUUAACUUAAAAUAAGUUAUUCUAUUUAAAUCUAUUUAUCCGUGGACCCAAAUGAAUAUCACAGGAGAACAGAACAGUGUUUGUUAUGCUAGUAAUGGUGAAUGAUACUUAUACAGUUGUUCUGAACUCUGUGGAAUGCAUUGUGACAUGUAAACGAGUACCAAUAAAGCUUCUAGAUGAAUGAA
This is a messenger RNA of Myxocyprinus asiaticus (Chinese sucker), 3353 nucleotides long. RefSeq names its product reticulon-4-like. The transcript is spliced from 9 exons. The coding region runs from base 197 to 2830 and encodes 877 amino acids. NCBI's taxonomy places the organism in Eukaryota, Metazoa, Chordata, Actinopteri, Cypriniformes, Catostomidae. The record is from RefSeq and is a predicted model, not a curated record.